GCUAUCCAUUGUCCACUAACCCCACAAACCCAAUCACUCACUCACAAGCAAGUACUCCAGAAAGAACUUCAAAAAAUGAUAAAAAGCAUCGAGUAUUAGAAUAAUAAAAUAAGGAAAGGCUACCUCAUUUUUAUUUCUUCUCCUCUCCCCUCUUCUUGUUCUUAGAGUUGUCCCCAGCGCUAAAAAAGCCCCGCCUUUUGGCUCGUUCUUAGACUUACCUGCUCCAAGAAAGCUAGGGAGAUGGCGCGCACCGAGAAGGUUGCCGGUGAUAGCUGCUCCGGCUGCGAAGGCCAGGUGGAGGUGGAGGUCGGGGUGGGGGUGGACGGCAAGGGGCUGAUAGAGUGCCGGAUAUGCCAGGAGGAGGGGGAGGAGGGCGCCAUGGACUCCCCCUGCGCCUGCACUGGUACACUCAAGUUCGCCCACAGGAAAUGCAUACAAAGAUGGUGCAACAAGAAGGGGAAUAUUACAUGUGAAAUCUGCAACCAAAUUUACUCCCCAAACUAUGUCCUCCCUCCAACCACAUGUUGUUCAGAUGAAAUGGACAUGGAUCUUAGGCAAAACUGGGUUGGACGAAUUGAUUCUCAUGAUUCUCACUUUCUAGCCAUUGCCAUUGCAGAGCAGCAGCUGCUGCAAGCUGAAUUUAAUGAUUGUGUUUCCUUGAAUUCUAGUGGCGUCACAUGCUGCCGAGCUAUUGCUUUAAUUUUGAUGUUCCUUUUGCUUGUGCGCCAUGUGAUCGUCAUCGUGAGGGAUGUUAGCAUGCUACAAGAUGCAACAGUGUUGUUCAGUGCAACUCUUCAGUUUGCGGGAUUCUUCCUUCCAUGCUAUGUUAUAGCGCGUUCUUGCUAUGCUUUUCAACACCGGAGGCGAAGACAGGUGUAAGGACUUAUCUGAAUCUUGAAGAACACCAGGCGAACACCUGUCUUUGUACCAGGCUACCGAAGAAGGACGGAAGCUUGCAAAGUUCCCUUGCUUGGAGCCUCCCGAAGAUCAACUGUAGCGAGAGCUGCCGUCAUCGUGAAGAUACAACUGUAUAUAGGAGAGCAAAGCUUUUUAUAGCUGCAAAAUGUAUAACCUCACACACUUGGAUCGCAAAUGGAAGAAACAACCGAUGUUCACCAAUACCAUUGAAACAAGUAGAUACUUUUGAGCGCUA
Phragmites australis (common reed) is the source of this 1153-nucleotide messenger RNA. RefSeq lists its product as uncharacterized. Bases 241 to 879 code for a protein of 212 amino acids. Gene Ontology annotation, biological process: protein ubiquitination. Lineage: Eukaryota; Viridiplantae; Streptophyta; Magnoliopsida; Poales; Poaceae. The record is from RefSeq and is a predicted model, not a curated record. Gene Ontology annotation, molecular function: zinc ion binding; ubiquitin-protein transferase activity. Gene Ontology annotation, cellular component: membrane. The transcript is spliced from 7 exons.